AUCCUCUCCCUUCUUCACUGCUACUCCAGUUCUUGGCCAUCUUAGUUUCCUCCCUCUUCUCUUCCCUCAUCACGCAUCCACCGUCCAUCAUCUCGCCUCCAUCUUCGCGUUUGCACCGUCCGAUCCACCCUCACACCCUCUACACCCCAUCCCCGCUAAGAUGGCCUUCCUGAAGAACGCGAUCCCCCUUGCGCGCCGAGCCCUGUCCUCCGCGGCAGGCUCGGCACAGCCUCGGAAGGUGGCGGUUCUGGGUGCUGGCGGCGGCAUCGGGCAGCCUCUGAGCCUUCUGAUGAAGACGAAUCCGCUUGUAACGGAUCUGUCGCUGUACGAUGUGGCUGGUACUCCCGGCGUGACUGCUGACAUCAGCCACAUCUGCUCCAACGCCAAGGCGAAGGGGUAUAUGGGCGCGGACGAGCUUGCCGGCGCGCUGGAGGGCUGCGAUCUGGUGCUGAUCCCCGCUGGCGUGCCACGUAAGCCGGGCAUGACGCGGCAAGAUCUCUUCAACAUCAACGCCAGCAUCGUCAAGGGGCUGUGCGAAUCCAUCUCCAAGAACUGCCCCACGGCGGCCGUGGGCAUGAUCAGCAACCCCGUGAACUCCACGGUGCCCAUCGCGUCGGAGGUGUUCAAGAAGGCCGGCACGUACGACCCCAAGAAGCUCUUCGGCAUCACCACGCUCGACAUCGUGCGCGCGAGGACGUUCUACGCCGAGGCCAAGGGGCUCAACGCGGAGGAUGUGAGCAUCCCCGUGGUGGGGGGGCACGCGGGAACCACCAUCAUCCCACUGUUCUCCCAGGCGACGCCCCUGGUGGAGCUGUCGGACGAGGAGCGGGAGCAGUUGACCAAGAGGACUCAGGACGGCGGCACUGAGGUGGUGCAGGCCAAGGCGGGCAAGGGCUCCGCCACCCUCUCCAUGGCAUACGCAGCAGCAGUGUUCGCUGACUCGCUGCUCAAGGCCAUGAACGGCGCCCCCAACGUCGUUGAGUGCACAUACGUGGAGUCGACGCUCACCGAGGCCCGGUUCUUUGCCUCCAAGGUGCGUCUGGGCCCCAGUGGAGCGGAGGAGAUCCUUCCCUUGGGCAACCUCAUCCCGUACGAGGAGAAGGCCAUCCAGCGCGCGCUGCCUGAGCUCAUGGAGUCCAUCCAGGCUGGCGUUGACUUUGUCAAGAACGCCUAGACAGUAGAUACUUGGUCUUGGGCCCUUGGCCAACCCUGAAUGAAUUGACUCACUUGAGUUGAUAUAAUGAAGACUGCCUGAGCUCAUUGAGUCCAUCCAGGCUGGUGUUUGACUAGUUAAGACCACAUAGACAGUAGUCAACUGGAUUGGCUUUGACUUCAUGAUGCGUGACUUGUCUUGUUGAUUUGUUCCGGGUCAAUCUAAUGAAGACACAACUGGAGGACACUACCUAGCAUGAGCAACAGAUUUUGAUUU
Molecule: messenger RNA, 1429 nt
Organism: Closterium sp. NIES-67
Lineage: Eukaryota; Viridiplantae; Streptophyta; Zygnematophyceae; Desmidiales; Closteriaceae
Source: the annotation of a GenBank genome assembly